This is a messenger RNA of Dioscorea cayenensis subsp. rotundata (Guinea yam), 1822 nucleotides long. RefSeq names its product glutamate-rich WD repeat-containing protein 1. The record is from RefSeq and is a predicted model, not a curated record. Gene Ontology annotation, molecular function: protein binding. Bases 184 to 1587 code for a protein of 467 amino acids. NCBI's taxonomy places the organism in Eukaryota, Viridiplantae, Streptophyta, Magnoliopsida, Dioscoreales, Dioscoreaceae. The transcript has 13 exons.
UUUCUCACCGAUUGAAGAGUGAGAAGACCCAAAACCCUAGCUUGCGCUCGAAUCCCCCGCCGGAGAACGGUGCUGUCGCUCGACGCCGGCUGCGAUAUUCGACGCCGGCUGCGAUAUUCGUCGCCGGACUAGGGUUUAGAAGUUCUUCUCCACUUCGUGGUCCUUGGCAGUUGCAGCGCCACAAUGGUUCGAAGUCUCAAGAACCCUAAGAAGCUCAAGAGAAAGAACAAGAGUUCGAAGAAAGGUGAGUCAUCUUCAGUGCCCUCUGCUCCAGCAAAGGUUUGGCGGCCGGGAGUGGAUCAAUUGGAGGAAGGGGAGGAGCUUCAAUGUGAUCCGUCAGCAUAUAAUUAUCUGCAUGCUUUCAGUAUCGGCUGGCCGUGUUUGAGUUUUGAUGUCGUCCAUGAUUCUUUGGGAUUGAUCCGCACUGAGUUUCCGCAUACGUUGUAUGGAGUUGCAGGCACACAGGCUGAGCAAGCAUCUUGGAACUAUAUAGCACUUUUUAAACUCUCCAAUGUUUCUGGGAAAAAACGUGAAUUGAUGCCUGUGGCUGGUGAUGGUGACGAGGAGAUGGAUAGUGAUAGCAGCAGUGAUGAAGAUGAGGAGGAUGGGGAUGGUGGAGACAAACAACCUGUGUUGCAAUUGCACAAGGUAGCUCAUCAAGGAUGUGUAAACCGCAUACGCUCAAUGGCCCAAAAACCUCAUAUAUGUGCUACAUGGGCUGAUACUGGCCAUGUUCAGGUGUGGGACUUCACUUCUGCUCUAAAUAGUCUGGCAGAAUCUGAAGCAGAUGUCAGAACAGGAGAUAAUAGCAUACAUCUAGGAUCUACAUUAAUGAAGUUUGGGGGGCACAAAAAUGAAGGCUAUGCAAUUGACUGGAGCCCUAUUGUUCCUGGAAGACUUGUAUCUGGCGACUGCAAUAGUUGUAUUCACCUGUGGGAACCAUCAUUGGAGACAUGGAAGGUGAAUACUACUCCUUUUGUUGGACAUGAUGCUAGUGUGGAAGAUCUUCAGUGGAGUCCAACUGAAGCUGAUGUCUUUGCCUCUUGUUCAGUAGAUGGAAAGAUUGCCAUAUGGGAUUCCCGUCUGGGGAACAAACCAGCACUUUCUAUCAAGGCACAUAACACUGAUGUCAAUGUAAUAUCAUGGAAUCGACUGGCUAGCUGCAUGAUAGCCUCUGGAAGUGAUGAUGGUACCUUCUCUAUUCGUGAUCUUAGGUUAAUCAAGGGGGAAUCACUCGUCGCUCACUUUGAGUAUCACAAGCUCCCUAUCACCUCUAUAGAAUGGAGUCCUCAUGAAGCAUCCACUAUCGCUGUUUCUUCCGCUGAUAAUCAGCUAACAAUAUGGGACCUUUCAUUGGAAAGAGACGAGGAGGAAGAGGCCGAAUUUAAAGCCAAGAUGAAAGAGCAAGUGAAUGCACCAGAAGACUUGCCACCCCAGCUCCUUUUUGUUCAUCAGGGUCAGAAGGAUCUGAAGGAAUUGCAUUGGCAUAAACAGAUUCCGGGGAUGCUCAUAUCAACUGCGGCGGACGGCUUUAAUGUUCUGAUGCCUUCAAAUGUUGAGACCACUCUACCGUCUACUACUUCUUAAGUAAUUGUUUUCCCACCAUGAAUCACAAGCUUUUUGUUACUUCUAAUAGCUCUCAAGUUUUGUUUUUAGUUUUAUUUAUCUUCGGUGCAUCAAUUGUAAUAUGUAAAGGAAUACGGUUUUCGCUCGACUGUAAUCAAUUUGUUGACCAUGACAACUUUUGCAUCUGAGGAAGUUUUGCUUCUGGAGAAUAUGUAUGUGCUUGAAACUUAGGUUGUAUUCUGUUCUUUUGGCUGAA